AUGGGUUGGUGGGUUCUCCUGAAGAGCUGUAGGCUAAUUCGUGAUGUAACAGGAAGUAGACUAAUGCGAAUGCCUCCCACAAUCUGACAGCGGCUCCAGUCCGACACUUUAUUCAUUGAGUGUUGAUACCCUUUAGGUUUGGUUCACUACCAUUGCUGCGGAGGUUGCAUUUGUGGGGAAAAAAAGCUGUCGCUGGAGUGUUUGGUCGGUUAAUGUGACUUUCUAAAUCGCGGUAGCAUUGGAUUGUGAACUAAUCGCAUCAGUCAUUUAGCACCAGGGAUACCUCCUUGAGACGUCCUCCUUCUCAACGAAUGUCCGGAAUGCCUUCACUGGCCUUGUCUUAGUUAGCCUUCUAUGCCCAAGGCAAACAAUGAUCCAGCAUGAUGAGGCCCGUCCGUUCUGUCCUGCUAAAAUGGAUGCCGCCUGAGAUGUGAGGCCAGGAACGUCCAUGAUCAUAUGAUCGAUAGUCAUUAAAGAGGGAGAAAUAACCAGAAGAGUGGAUCGUUUGAUAUGCCAAAAAAGAAGAUGGAUUGUUUUGGGUACUGUUGGAUGGUCAUCUGUCUCCUACUGGGCACUGCUACUGAGAUCUUAGUUGCGGCUAGCCCAGAGGUGAACAGUACCCAGCAGCACCUACAGCUGAAUGUCUACCACGAUAUAGGACUCACCAGGAACAAGAUUGUGACAGCCCAGUUCGAGUGCUACCAGAAAAUCAUGAAGGAUAACGACCACAACAAAAUAGGGCCAGUGUGUAACCGGACCUGGGAUGGAUGGCUGUGCUGGGACGACACAGAGGCAGGCUUCACUUCAGAGCAGCACUGCCCUGACUACUUCCAGGACUUUGACCCCUCAGAAAUGGUGACAAAAAUCUGCAGUGAGAACGGACACUGGUUUCUGCAUCCCGACAGCAACCGAACGUGGACUAACUACACGCGAUGCAACGAGCACACCAAAGAAGGCAGGAUGACUGCCAUGAAUUUAUUCUACUUGGCUCUCAUUGGCCACGGCUUGUCACUGAUAUCCCUAUUCAUUUCCCUGGGAAUAUUUUUCAAUUUCAAGAGUUUAAGUUGCCAGAGGGUCACUCUCCACAAAAACCUCUUCUUCUCCUUUGUUUUGAACUCGGUCAUCACCAUCAUCUGGUUGACCGCUGUGGCGAAUAACCAGGAACUGGUACAAAGAAACCCUACAAGCUGUAAAGUGUCCGUGUUCAUCCAUCUUUAUCUGUUUGGCUGCAACUACUUCUGGAUGCUAUGUGAAGGGAUAUACCUGCACACCCUCAUCGUUGUUGCCGUGUUCGCUGAGAAACAGCACUUGAUGUGGUAUUAUCUCCUCGGCUGGGGCUUUCCUCUAAUUCCAGCAUCUAUACAUGCGAUCGCUCGCAGUUACUACUACAAUGACAAUUGUUGGAUAAGCUCCAACACUUCACUCCUCUACAUAAUCCAUGGGCCUAUCUGCGCUGCUCUGUUGGUGAACCUGUUCUUCCUGUUGAACAUUGUGCGUGUCCUGAUCACCAAGUUGAAGGUGACCAACCAGGCUGAGUCCAGCCUCUACAUGAAGGCCGUGCGCGCCACCCUGAUUCUGGUACCUCUCCUGGGCAUCCAGUACGUCCUGUUGCCCUACAAACCAGAGGAACGAGUCUCCUCUGAGAUCUACGACUACAUCAUGCACAUCUUAAUGCAUUAUCAGGGGCUGCUGGUGGCCACCAUCUUCUGCUUCUUCAACGGAGAGGUGCAAGGUGUUCUGAGGAGACAUUGGAAACAGUACCGUAUGCAGUUCGGGAGCACCUUGACCCACUCGGAUGCCAUGCGGUCCGCCUCAUACACAGCCUCGUCCAUCACCGAUGUCCAGGGCUGCUACAGCAUCGACAGCAACACAGAACACUUGAAUGGCAAAGGGGGCUGCCUUGACAUCGAGACCUCCAUCUUAAAAUCGGAGAACCCGUUUGCCUGAAGAAAGGCUAACUCUGCUGUGUAUUUGGGAAUGGAGGGGAG
This is a messenger RNA of Oncorhynchus mykiss (rainbow trout), 1988 nucleotides long. RefSeq names its product calcitonin gene-related peptide type 1 receptor. Gene Ontology annotation, molecular function: calcitonin receptor activity; adrenomedullin receptor activity; calcitonin gene-related peptide receptor activity. Gene Ontology annotation, biological process: angiogenesis; cell surface receptor signaling pathway; adenylate cyclase-activating G protein-coupled receptor signaling pathway. The record is from RefSeq and is a predicted model, not a curated record. Gene Ontology annotation, cellular component: plasma membrane. Lineage: Eukaryota; Metazoa; Chordata; Actinopteri; Salmoniformes; Salmonidae.